This is a messenger RNA of Pelodiscus sinensis (Chinese soft-shelled turtle), 4230 nucleotides long. The record is from RefSeq and is a predicted model, not a curated record. NCBI's taxonomy places the organism in Eukaryota, Metazoa, Chordata, Testudines, Trionychidae.
GACUAUAACCACGGACAAUUUUUUAGGGGGAUGGCGUUCCCGGUGGACAUGUUGGAUAAUUACACUCAUGAAGAUUUGGAGAAUUCUGCAGAAGACUAUAUGUCUGAUCUUCGAUGUGGGGAUCCAGAGAAUCCAGAAUUCUUGUCUCUUGCCAGCAACAUCCAAAUUCCUAUUAGCUUGUCAACCGUAGGCUUCGUUCCUCUUUAUGGUGGAGAUCAGACUCACAAAGUUCUUGCUUUAUUUGCACCUGAGGACUCGCUCACAGCUAUAGCCCUGUAUCUUGCUGACCAAUGGUGGGCCAUCAAUGAUAUUGUGAGAACAUCUAUCCCUUCUAGAGAAGGGCUUCAGCAGGUGAAGACUCUUGGAGAAAGAGUGGUUCUGUAUGUUUUGAAUCGAAUUAUUUAUCGCAAACAAGAAAUAGAGCGAAAUGAGAUCCCCUUCCUCUGUCACAGUAGCAGUGACUAUGCUAAGAUUCUGUGGAAAAAAGGAGAGGCCAUUGGGUUCUAUUCUGUUAAACCAGCAGGAAGCCUAUGUAGCUCCUACCUUACCCAGAGCUAUCAACUUCCAGUGCUGGACACAAUGUUUGUGAGGAAGAAACAUCGUGGGAAAGAUUUUGGGUUAAUGAUGUUGGAGGAUUUUGUGGAUUCCUUUACUGAAGACACACUUGGUCUUCGCUACCCACUGUCAUCUUUCAUGUAUGCAGCUUGUAAGCAGUAUUUUGAAAAGUACCCAGGGGAUCAUGAUCUUCUAUGGGAGGUUGAAGGAGCAGGAUACUGGUUCCAGAGAACGCCUAUUACAAGUGUAUUGCAGAGAGAAACACUUGAAACUGAAGGAGCCUCUCAAAAAGAAAACAACAGUUCCCAAACUGAAGAGUGUUUUCUGCAGUCUGCCAUGGAAUCUGUAACAGGAAGCGAACAGAGCACCAAGAUGGAAACGCAGCUAAGGGUUGAUUCCCAAAAAGGCAAAGAAAUCUUAGAUGCCCAUGCAAGCACUUCUGAAGAGCUUGGUAUUACUCCUGUUUCCACUCGAACACGAAGCAGUAAUUUAAAACGUCCCAGGAUAGGAAACAGGAGCCAGGAAUCUGAAACUGAAACUCCUUCUGGAGAGGAUGAAAACCUUUGGAUAUCAGGAAGCAGAUUGGAACCUGUAGCACAUACAUCUGAAAGCUCAGAAGAGUUAGGAGAAGAAAAUGAAGAAAUUGUAGAUGAAAAUGAAGAAGAAACAGUUGCUGACAAUGAGGACCAAUCAAUAUUGGAAACACAAGAGUUAUGUACAUCACCAUCUGACAAACAAAAUGAGAAAGAGGAAACUGAAUCAGAGCCACUCAAUGGUGAACUAAUGGAAGAAACUAUCAAAACAUCACUCAUGAGUGAAGAGGAAACAGCUAGUGAAAUACUAGAUGGUGAAUCCAAAUUACAGUCUGAUAAUCCAGAAGAAGAAUCUUUAACUCUGUUUGUUCCAUUAAUCCUUGACUCUUCAGUGAAAUCUUCUGAAGAUACAGCAUCAGAUAAGGUUGUGAACACAACUGAUUCAGAAAUACUGACGGAAGAAAGUAUGGAAAAAGAGGGUACUGAAGAGGAGCAGCAAGCAGCCGAAAGGAAGAAAUCAUCUGAUGAAAGUGCAGAUACUAUAAGUUCAGUGCCAAAGGAAGAACCAUCUGAUAAUGGCCUUUCAGACUCUGUGGUAACUGAAGCACUAGAAGAAUCUGCUUCUGAAAAUGUAUCACCCAAUGCAUCAUCUUCCAUGGAAGAGCAAAGUGAGGAAGCAGGGCAUGACUCACAAGAAACCCCUGUUGUCCUUGGUCAGAGUUCUUUGAUAGUGGUUGAACUUGAGGAUGUGUCAUUCCAGCAACAUUCAGAAGGUCAAAAGAACCAAUCAGAAGAGCUGUCUGAAGAGUCUUCUGAGCAGAUGGAUCAGUACUCACACACAGCAGCGGAGAGAGUUGCUGACAGCAGCUCAGAAGAAGCAGAAAUUGAGGUACCAAUAGUAGAUCGGAGGAACUUACGAAGAAAGGCCAAAGGAUACAAAGGACCACCCAAGAAGAAAGGGAAGCCUGCUUAACAAUGAAGUCAAUUGCUAAUACAGCUAUUUGUAAGUUAUUAUUUUGUUUAAUUUAGGGUAUUAUUAAACUGCAUGAGACACAGGAUACACAUGUAUUCAGAAGUUUGGGUUGGACUUCCCUUUGGGAUUCACCACCCUUCCUUAACUUUUCUUGAAUUUUUAACCAAUAUAUAAUGAGCUUCAUCAGGGUAUGGAAGUAAAUGGAGAGUCUUUUCCUUUUAUAAAGGAUAAAUGCUGAAUAAAUGAACAGUUGUGCUAGUAAAGCAACAGAAUUUACUUUUAAGAUUAGAAUUGUUAGAAGAAAACACUGUCUGUGAAAUCCUAAACUUGUUGACUUCAGUGAGGCGAGGAUUUCACACCAGAUGUUCAUGAAAUUGUAUUCUUUGCUUGAGACAAACCCACACAGACUACCAGAAAAUAGAGAGAGAGAAUGUAUGGCAUAAAUAAUGAUAGCAAGAUGAAGGGUGCAUACAUGAGAACUUACUCUUACAACUUAAUGGGUCAAAAUAAUUUGCACAGUGCUAGCUGUUUUUUCUCUAGUAUUAUGUUUUAGGUGAACUGAUUUUUCCACCACUUCUUCCAAAUUCCGUUUACUGUUCAUUUGAAGGAAUAUCAGCUGGCUCCCUGAUCUGAAGCACUGUCAAAACAAUGUCUAGCAGUGUUCUGUACAAUAAUGAAGCUUUUUAGUGGAGCAUUAAUGAAGCUUAUAUAUGGUAAGUUAUACGUUUAUAGUUUCAAAAUUCAGCAUUAAGCAUACAUUUUACAACAAAUACUUUUACUUGUGCAUUGAGUUGCUAGCACAUUUACAGAACUGUUUGGGUUACCACCCUAACUAUGUACCUGUGCUAAUAUGUUUCUUGAUCAUCUUUGUGUCACAUUGUGGAAAAUAACCUUUCUACUAGAAAUGGGCUAAGUAUGAAGUGCUACCUGCUAUCUUCCAAAUACUUGGCUGGUGCAUUCAGCAGCUGUUGGACAUGAUGUAUAUCAGGGGCAUGACUCCUGUAGAUCCCAAAAAUUCCAGGUAUACCAUCACAUUUAAUUAGUGUAAACUAAAUCAGGUUGCAACAAACAUCCUGUAUUCCAAAUUAUUGUCUUUGUGUAAAUACCAGGAAAUUGUUGCAGUUAGAUGAAAAAGUGAAGUAGCCCUGACUCUGAUGUAAUUCCUGGGAUAACAACUUUCCAUUUGGGUGGUACUUGGAUAGUAACAUCCAAGCUUGCAGCAUUAAGACUGACAGUAGGCAGAAGAGAAAAAAACAGACCAUUCCCACAUGUUUCUAAAAAAUCCUCUUUAUCUUCAGAGAUACUUCUAACACAUUUGAUUCAAACUGCAACGUCAUACAACAGUUAUGAAUUUUUAAAUCACCAUUUACUUCUAUCCAAUAAUGAAGCUCCUGCAAUAAUGGGUAAAAACUCAGGAAUAAGAAAGAACAGUGGUGCAUGCACAGAAAGGAAGAAAUGUGACUAUUUGUAUUCUUACAUAUUUUAUAAAAUAGAUGAGCAAAAGUUGGCUCCUAAAUGUCUCAAAAUUGGAGGUACCUACUUAUUUCUCUUUAGAGUUUAUAAAUAAAAGGUUCACUUGAAUAACAUCAAUGAUCUUUUAAUUUUUAUCCUCUAUGAAAAAAGUAUAAAUAUGUGUUUUGAUUUUAUGGAUGUACAGUUUAACUUUUUAGCUAUUUUCUUAUCUAUCUUAGUUAGCUGGUGAAACACACUUGUUCUUUUAAACUACUUUCACUCAUUUUAAAAUGAGGGUGCAAGUUUUUUAGAGGCUUGUACUGCAUAUGCUCUGGAAUUGGGAUGCAUAGAAUCAUUGAGUUAUAUCUGUAUUUCUUAGAGUGUUAAAAUUUUUCCUGUCAAUGUACAUUUGUUAUAUAUGAAUAUCAUGGCUGAGAAGUAUAAGCAGAACUUUUCUUGUUUAUAAAUAUUCAAGUGAACCUUCAGCUUUUCUAAAACCAAUUAAACAUUUUCUAAGCACACAAGAAAAACCUUCUGUUAUGUAUGCUGUGGCUUCUCCUUUAGUGUUAAGAUCUGUUGUAAAAAUAGACAGUUUGAAAACACUGCUUUUUUUGUUACAAGAGUUGAACUUGUUAGGGGCAGAGGAUUGACUUAAAAAGAUGUGGAUUUUGUGUGUGUCUAUAGUACGUUUUAAAAAGUGGAGGUAUGAAUGUUAUU